AGCGACAGAGGAGGAGCAGCGACGGUAUGGAAUUGGAAUUGGUGCGGCCGGAGCUGCUGCUGCCGGCGCUGCCGACGUCGACGUCGCGUCAGUUGGUGCGCAGGCGCAGUGUCCGCGAUGCGUUGACCGCAAGGAGUCAGCGGCAGAGGAAUGCCGCCCAAGCAGCCACCACCGCCCCCGAUUCGGCCCCCACUUCCGCUGCCAAGAGGAGCCGACUUCCGCCCCCCGGAACCGGAAACAUCGCCAGGGUGCAGCCCAGCAGUAACACCACCUCCCGAAGCCGGCGGGAUCGGGAGGCCCAACGGGUGCCAGUCCCCAAGCCACCGCGGCAAAUACUCUCGGCCAGGGCCCUUGGCGUCUCCAAUCCCUAUAAGGAUGACCAGCCGGCAAAGGAGCGUCGAUCGGUGACCCAGCGUAGUCGUCGUCCGGAGGUCAAGACCCGCAAUCAGCCCCACCCAACGGCGGCCACCGCGCGACCCCCCUUCGGUGGGAAGUACACUCAGCCGCAGCCACCACCCACUCUGCGAAGAGCAGCCCCCCCUGCAGCGACUCGCAGGACCCGCCCAUGUCUGCGGACCGUCCGCGCCAAGGUCGACUCGUACCUGUGUCCCCACCUCUCUAGCUCCCCAAGAGCACCCCCUCAACCAGCUCAAUCCGCUCACCCCAUGAAGAAGAAAUCCAUGGCGGAGGCCCACCAGCAGUUGGAGCUGCUGCUCUCGCGGAUUGAGCGGGCCAGCGACUAUCAGCCACCCCCUCCGCCCUCUGACCUUGCCAAGAGAAGGGGCGGCACCAAGGUCGCCAAGGGAGCGAGCCGCCAGAUGGCGCAACCACCACCAGUGCCAGCUGGUUCGCCAAUGGUCAGCGCUCGGAGGAACUACACUGGGUCGCGAUCUUAUUCGAGGAUCGCUACGGAAUCGCUGGAGGAACAGGACGGCGAACACCUGCCCCAUGUCGUACCGCUCGUCCAGAAUCCGCAGUGUCUGCCGCCGGAGAAGCGGGAUGCGCUGCUGGAGCUGCUGCAGCGGACCGGGCAGCACGACAAGGGCAUCGUGGACAUUGUGGGCAGCUCCACCGGAGAUCCCUCCCGGGACACCAUGCUCAUGCUGCUCCAGAUGCUACCCCUCAGCCUGGACGAGUCCCCUUAUAGGGAGAAGUUCUGGGAGGGACAUCGGUAUCUGAAGGAGCGCCAGAAGCUCCGCCAAGAACUCCGUCCCGGCGACGAGCGCCUCAAGGAGGUGAAGGUCCUGCGCGGCUCCGAUGGCCGGAUGUUCUACUCCCGCACUUUGGAGGAGGAGCUGAAGGACGAGAAGAAGGUGCUGGACUUUAUGGAGGUGGAGCUUCGAAAGCAGGAUGCGGGACGGAAUCAGCCAGGCGGCAAUCAUCAUCCGCUGAACGAGCGUCAGGAGCAGGCGAUGCGGGAGCGAGUGGAGCUGGAGCGGGAAAAGCAGCUGGUGGUCAACUGUCGGGAACAGCAGCGCCAGAAAGAUCAGCUUAGGGAGCAGAAUGCCUUGGAGCAACCCACUCAUCUGCGAGAAAUUCAAUCCGAUACUGCUCCUACACCCAUUGAUCCGUGGAAUCAGCUCCUCCAGGAUCGGAACCGCUUCCAAGCCCACUGCAAUCGAAGCUGUUUCUACGACAAUCCGCGCAGCUCAGCACCCUGGAAAAUAUAUGCCAAAGUGGCCAGCAAGCUCAGCUCGCAGCUUAUCGAAAGCGUGGAUGCCGAAUUUCAUCGCAGCGUCGCCAAUUACAUCAAAGACUUUGUGGGCUACAAAGGCAACACCGUUUAAGUGCCACUACCAUCUGCAACUUUCCUCUUCAAUGCCCAACUUGCUAUCAUAUUUUACAGAAGUGGACUCAGAGUUUUUACGAUUUACUACUCUUCUAUUGUAGCUUAAACGCUAUAUAGUUAUCCUGCCACAUAUAUUGACAAAUUGUAAGUGAAGUACAAAUUGAAUAUUUUAAAAA
Drosophila subpulchrella is the source of this 1965-nucleotide messenger RNA. RefSeq lists its product as uncharacterized. The record is from RefSeq and is a predicted model, not a curated record. The transcript has 4 exons. Bases 27 to 1787 code for a protein of 586 amino acids. Lineage: Eukaryota; Metazoa; Arthropoda; Insecta; Diptera; Drosophilidae.